CCUUCACCUCCUCAUUCCGCCCCAAAUCAUGGCUUCUCAGUCCAAGGCAGCGGACUACAUUACGAAACAGCUGUAUACGCAGAAGAAUAUAGUCACCUACCGAUCCCUCAGCCGCGCGCUGAGCAUUCAUGUUAAUGCGGCGAAGAAUGAACUCGCCCGCUACCACGCCGACGGCGCCAAGUACCCCACCACACCCGUGGCAACCUACCUCGUCAGUGGCCCGAUCGCGCGCGUCCGGAAGUCAGAGUACGACGAUACUAUGGACAUCGACACACCAGAGGAGCAAGAAGACGAUGGCUUUAGCGACGACGACGCUGAGGACGCGGAGGAGUUCGCCAUGAUACUGGCGAGGGAAGGGGAUUUGGAAGAAGUGAAGAGGCAAUUUGUGCGCGUACAGGCCGUGCAUGUGUAUAGUUUGUCUCCGGCGGCGAUUCAUGACGCAGGCCUUCUCACCACACCCACCGCGGAAGUCGUGCGCAAGAUCGACGCGGAGAAGGAUCACGCAUUCGCCGAGUCCGUUGGCAGGAUUAUCAGCCAGGCCGUGAAGGAUGCCCCACCCAUCAAAGACACCCCCGCCGUCGCACCAGCCAAAUCCAAGGCCAACGCGCGCUCCGCACCAGGGUUGAAGCCUAAGCUGAAGGCGAAGGAGGACGAGAAGAAGGAUGAGGGGAAGAAGGCGGAUGCGAGCUCAUCCAAGGACGACAAAGCGAACCCCUCGAAGGACGACAAGGCGAAGCCCAAGCCCAGCGGGAAGAUCGAGUUCAAGAAGCGGGCGGACACCGACGACAAGAAGAAGGCUGAGGAACCCAAGGAGGAGAGCAAACCGAAGAAGGUGAACUUCUUCGCGGCGCCGGCGGGGGCGGGGAAGAAGGCGAAGGAGCCUGGGGUGAAGAAGACGGCUGAGCCGGCAGGGAAGAAGGCAGCUGAGCCUGCAGCGAAGAAGGCAGCUGAACCUGCAGCGAAGAAGGCAGCUGAGCCAGCGGUCAAGAAGGCCGAGCCGACAGUGCUGAAGUCGGACUCAAAGAGGGCAGACGAGGAGAAGGCUGCAGCGAGGGAGGAGGAGGAGGAGGAGUCAGACUCCGAGGACGGCAAGAGGAAGUCGAAUAAGGCGAUGGCUGCUGAGGUCAAGCGCGGCACAAAACGCAAGUCCAACGCCAUGAAAGUGUCUGACGAUGACAGCGACGCCGCCAAACCCUCUGCCUCGUCCUCCAAGGAUGGGCAGAACUCGACGAAGGUCGGCCCGCCGAGGGGCAAGAAAAAGUUGGCGGAUAAGGUGAAAGAGGCGCAGGAGAAGUCGGAGAAAGAGAGGCAGGCGAGGGCGGAUGCGGAGAAGGAGGCAAAGACCUCCAACUCUGAGGCAGCGGCGCCGAGACCACAAGGUGGCCGUCUGCGCAACCGUCGUGUGCUGGACUCGGACGAGGAAGAUGAGGAUGAGGCCCCGACGAAGCCCUCAAGACGAAAGAAUGUGGUGGACUCGGACGAUGAGCGCAAGCGGGAAUUGGAGAAGAUGAUGGAUAUUGAUGAUGACGAAGUCAUCCGCGUCAGCCGCCUGCAAAAAGGCAAAGCCCGCGCCAUCGACGUCGAUGAGGACUCGGACGAAGCAGACACCACGCCCCCGCCGCAUGUUCCCGACUCCGAGCCCGCGCAGUCCGAGCCUGACGAUGACUUGCUCGCCCGAGAGGAUGAGGAUGACGAGUCGGACGUCGACAUGGGACAUGCGCUGGACAAGACGACGCGGAAGAAGCGCAAGUCGAAGAAGGAUAUACCGCUCGGGCGCAAUGGGCUAAAGAAGCGGCGUGUAAUGCGCUCGCGUUCGACGGUGGAUGCGAAGGGGUAUAUGGUCAAAGAAGACUACUCGUCUUACGAGUCCGUAUCCGAGGAUGAAGGGGAGCCUGCGUCAGAAGCAGAGAAGCCCCAACCGAAAGGCAAGGGCAAGGCAAAAGCGAAGGCGCAGGAAACGUCGGGAGAGGAAGACGUCGUGGAGGUCGAGAAGACAGGACCACCGAAGAAGUCGAAGGCGAAGGAGGUCAAAGAGGAGAAGCCGACAAAAGAGACCAAGGAGAAACCCAAGGAGGACAAGCCGAAGCCGAAGAAGGCGCCAGCGAAGGGGAAGGGGCAGCAGGGGAAGAUCAUGAAUUUCUUUGGGCCUCCGAAGACAAAGAGCUAAGUAGCCGUCGACGUAUGGCUACCCUUGGUCUGCAUCCACUAUCGUCUUCUGUAUCUCCCUUCGCACCUACUCACAUUACUGAAUCGAUGCACGUUUGAGGGCGUUCACAUUCCAGCGAUCUUCAGACCGCAGCUUGUCUAUUAUGCAGAGUAGGUUCUAGACACAUUCAAUGGGCUUC
Molecule: messenger RNA, 2345 nt
Organism: Schizophyllum commune H4-8
Lineage: Eukaryota; Fungi; Basidiomycota; Agaricomycetes; Agaricales; Schizophyllaceae
Exons: 9
Coding region: 29-2167 (712 amino acids)
Biological process (GO): DNA strand elongation involved in DNA replication; DNA replication; nucleotide-excision repair, DNA gap filling
Cellular component (GO): nucleus; delta DNA polymerase complex
Molecular function (GO): DNA-directed DNA polymerase activity
Source: RefSeq, a predicted model, not a curated record